Vidua chalybeata is the source of this 1678-nucleotide messenger RNA. It is a transcript of the gene RRM2B, whose product is annotated as ribonucleotide reductase regulatory TP53 inducible subunit M2B. Gene Ontology annotation, biological process: deoxyribonucleotide biosynthetic process. Gene Ontology annotation, cellular component: cytosol. Bases 109 to 1221 code for a protein of 370 amino acids. The transcript has 10 exons. Gene Ontology annotation, molecular function: ribonucleoside-diphosphate reductase activity, thioredoxin disulfide as acceptor. The record is from RefSeq and is a predicted model, not a curated record. Lineage: Eukaryota; Metazoa; Chordata; Aves; Passeriformes; Viduidae.
CAUCAGUCGUACUGCCACUGACGGGCCCUUGGCGAGCGCCUCCAAGCGCUGCGGCUGUGUUUGUUAUGCAAUUGCUGAGUCCUCCCCGGGGGAGGAGCGGCCUUGGCCAUGGCUGUUCCCCCUUCCUCCGCCGCCGCUCCUCGCGGUGCAGUCCCGCCGGCCAUGGGCGAACGCCAGGGCUCGGCGGCGCCGCAGGAGGCGGCGGGCCCGGAGCGGAGCUCAUCAAGUGCUGUUGAAAAUGGCUCCAACCUUGAUGAAGAGCCUCUACUCAGAAAAAAUCACCGCCGGUUCGUCAUCUUCCCGAUCCAGUAUCCAGACAUAUGGAAGAUGUAUAAGCAGGCUCAGGCCUCCUUUUGGACAGCAGAAGAGGUUGAUUUGUCAAAGGACCUUCCUCACUGGAACAAGCUGAAAGCAGAUGAAAAAUACUUUAUCUCUCACGUUCUGGCAUUUUUUGCAGCCAGUGAUGGAAUUGUAAAUGAAAACCUGGUGGCACGUUUUAGUCAGGAGGUGCAGAUCCCAGAAGCUCGUUGUUUCUAUGGCUUUCAGAUUCUCAUUGAGAAUGUUCACUCAGAGAUGUACAGCUUGCUCAUAGACACCUACAUCAAAGAUCCCAAGAAAAGGGAUUUCUUAUUUAAUGCUAUUGAAACAAUGCCUUGUGUUAAGAAGAAAGCAGACUGGGCUCUGAAGUGGAUUGAAGACCGAGAAUCCACUUUCGGUGAGAGAGUGGUUGCCUUUGCUGCAGUGGAAGGCAUCUUCUUUUCGGGUUCCUUUGCUGCUAUAUUUUGGCUGAAGAAGAGGGGCCUGAUGCCUGGAUUGACUUUCUCCAAUGAACUUAUUAGCAGAGAUGAGGGUCUACACUGUGAUUUUGCUUGUCUAAUGUUCCAUUAUUUAGUGAACAAACCAUCAGAAGAGCGAGUCUGUGAGAUCAUCGUUAAUGCUGUAGAAAUUGAGCAGGAGUUUCUAACUGAGGCAUUACCUGUGGGUCUGAUUGGAAUGAAUUGCACCUUGAUGAAACAAUACAUUGAAUUUGUUGCAGACCGAUUACUAAUGGAACUUGGGUUCUCAAAGGUCUUUAAUGCAGAAAAUCCUUUUGAUUUCAUGGAGAAUAUAUCUCUGGAAGGAAAAACAAAUUUCUUUGAGAAGCGGGUUUCGGAAUAUCAACGUUUUGCUGUUAUGGCAGAAACAAUGGACAAUGUCUUCACUCUGGAUGCAGAUUUUUGACAAAUUGCCAAAUGAAUGAGCCUGCAUCAUUUGACAUAAGGUACUUGGAAGAGGGCAGAGUGGAACGUUGAGAAUACAGAGAAAAGCUGGAACUGAUAGCCCUCACUAACAUACUGGAACUGCAAGAGAACUGUGGACUCAGACUGAAAACACAGUGCCUUUUGGAAAUACUGAGAUAGAGGAGAAAGAGAAAAUACUGUAAAUGGGUCUGUUGUUGGAGUAAUAGAACCUAUUAUGUCACUGAAAGUACUAAAAAGCAUUUAUUUUGAGUCUUGUGAAUUAUGAUGACAGUAUAGAGAAUAUUCUAAUAUGAAACUGCAAUGUGCUCAGGUUCUGUAAAUGUAUAUGAGAUACCAAAGUCUGGUACAACGCCUCCCACUUGAUUUGUGUGUAAAAUAUGUGUGUCGUUUCAAUAAAAUUUGAGUGUGGGGAAGCCCGUGCCUUCAUUUACAAGUUA